Rhinolophus ferrumequinum (greater horseshoe bat) is the source of this 1333-nucleotide messenger RNA. It is a transcript of the gene RGS2, whose product is annotated as regulator of G protein signaling 2. The coding region runs from base 45 to 686 and encodes 213 amino acids. The record is from RefSeq and is a predicted model, not a curated record. The transcript is spliced from 5 exons. Lineage: Eukaryota; Metazoa; Chordata; Mammalia; Chiroptera; Rhinolophidae.
GCAGCGCCUCUCCAGCUGCAACCAGCGGCUGCACCGGAGGCUGGAUGAUAAUGCAAAGUGCCAUGUUCCUGGCUGUCCAGCACGACUGCGGAUCUAUGGACAAGAGCUCCAGCAGCGGACCCAAAAGCGAGGAGAAGCGAGAAAAAAUGAAGCGGACGCUAUUAAAAGAUUGGAAGACCCGUUUGAGCUAUUUCUUGCAACAUUCCUCCUCUCCUGGAAAGCCCAAAAACGGCAAGAAAAGCAAACAGCAAACCUUCAUCAAGCCUUCUCCUGAGGAAGCCCAGCUGUGGUCAGAGGCUUUCGAUGAGCUGCUGGCCAGUAAAUAUGGUCUUGCUGCAUUCAGGGCUUUUUUAAAAUCUGAAUUCUGUGAAGAAAAUAUUGAAUUCUGGCUGGCUUGUGAAGACUUCAAAAAAACGAAAUCACCCCAAAAGCUGUCCUCGAAGGCCAGGAAAAUAUAUACUGACUUCAUAGAAAAAGAAGCUCCAAAAGAGAUAAACAUAGACUUUCAAACCAAAACUCUAAUUGCUCAAAAUAUACAAGAGGCUACAAGUGGCUGCUUUACGACCGCCCAGAAAAGGGUAUACAGCCUGAUGGAGAACAACUCUUAUCCCCGUUUCUUGGAGUCGGAAUUCUACCAGGACUUGUGUAAAAAGCCACAGAUUCCCACGGAGCCACACGCUACAUGAGAUGCACACAGGACCCCCAACGUGGAGGACAUUUCAUUUUUUCCUAAGGGAGAAAGGCUGACCUGCCCAAAAGACUGCCCUUGAGUUCAGCCUGGGUGCUGGGGAAACAUCACUCAGAACUGUUGAUUCGAAGUUGGGUAGUGAGCAGGGAAGCCCGUCGCCGUCCAGAAGCAGCAUGUGUCGGGAUGGCCUCCAUGACUGCAGGCACACAGAGAGAACGUGGUCUGAGCAUGGUGUGUCUCCCACCGUAAAAGCAGGGAUGUGAGACUGAAACAGACGGUGUAAUACUCUCGAUCCAAAAGCAUUUUUACCAUCAGUAGGUCUGGGAUUAUGUGGCCUUAGCAGCUGGAUGUACAUCUUUCCCCCAAAUCAGUCUAUGUUAGCACAUAGUGGUUUCAGUUGUAGUGUGUUUUUAGUACUAUGUGACAUUCAAGUGUGUACUACGUGCAAGUGAAUGGAAGUUCUCGUAACGACAGGUCAUCAGGACUGUCGUCUCAUGUAAUACUAAAACGGACAUGGUCUGUGUUUUCACUGUCAAAUGGUGUGUAGAACAUGCAGUGUCUUAUGAGUGCCAAAAACUGUCCUGAAGGCAGCUAAACUUUGAAGGGGUCUUUGGAUACUUUUAAUAAAUUUAUUUUGAUAAAUGA